CUGGUCGCCGCUCUGGCUAUAGCUGUGGCUCUGGUUCUGGCGCCGCACGAGUCGAGUUUUCCAUGUAGGGAACAUGACAGUGUGCUGCAGAAGAGUGCGAACAUAGCAUGAAAAACCCCAUCUGUCUCAAGCUGACUCUUCUCUGUGGACUUCUUUGAAACAAACACACACUUAAGCGCCAACGAUUUCCAAACUCUGCUCCUUCUGCCACCUCCAACAGCAACAGCAGCAUCCACGGCCAUCCAUUGCACACACAAGAAUCUCCGGCAAUCUCAAAGGAAUCUCAAACUGAACUAAAGUCAGACGAAGAGGCCAGAGCGGACCACUCACCAGCGACCUGCAGGAGUCUCCGGCAGGAACAGGACAGGACAGAACAGGACCUCAUCAAGCCACGCCUGUAAAGCGACAGCCCCAAGAUGGCGGCAUUCAUAGCAAAGCAAAUGGUUGGAAACCAAUUAAGUGCCGUUAAAGAUGCUGCAGGCGGCGCCGUAGGAGGUGAUGGCGGCGAUGAUGGCGAUGACAAGGAAAAGGCAGAGGAGGAGGAGAGGGAGCGUCAGGAGGCCAUCCGCGAGGCCGAGGAGCGACGAAAGGAGAAGCACCGGAAAAUGGAGGAGGAGCGCGAAAAGAUGAGGCAAGACAUUCGCGACAAGUACAAUAUCAAGAAGAAAGAGGAAAUCGUUGAGGCUGCACCGCAAGAGGAACCUAAUCCUCUGAUGAGGAAAAAGAAGACACCUGAGGAACUGGCCGCCGAGGCGGAGCAGGAGGAGCUCGACGAUUUCACAAAACUGAAAAAUCAAAUAGAAACGCAAGUAAAUGAGCUAAAAACUCAAAUAGAGGGAAAAUGUGUCAUGCAGUGAUAUGUCAGUCAUCAUAAAAAGCAAAUAUAAAAAAACCAAUAUAAUAGAAACACAAGUAACAAGUAACAAUUCAAAUAACCCCUAACUGAUGAAACCCAAAUUUAUUUAAUGCAUCCUGACCUUGAAUUUGUUAAUACUUAUGAGAUCUGUUGAGUUUAAUCAUUGGAAACACAGUCGAAACGAAUAUAACUCCUUAGAAAGCUAACCGGCUAACCGUAACCCGGCAGAAAUAAAUCGAACACAAUCCGAUCCGAUCCGAUCCGAUCUACUCUACUGAGUUUUUGGCAAGACCUCCAAUGCAGUAUACCAAAAAUGCUAAUGAAAUAACAGCUUAACUUAAUAACAAAGAAGGAGACAUGCGAAUGCGAAUCAAAAUGCGAACAGGACGGUGAACUACUAAGGAAUAAACCGAAUUAUUUCAAACCAAUUAACAAAUAGUAAACGCCUUUAAUAAUAUAUAAAUCACUUUGCUUCGAUGAUAAUGUAAUAUACUCAAGCCCCAAUACACAAUACAUAACCGUUGUUUAGUUGAUAAUAUACAAUAAAAUAACGAAAGGAAACUAAAUGAAACUAACAAAACGGUACGAUGUGCUGCAAAACAAAACGAAACUAAAAAAAAAAACAUUAAAAAAAUACAAAAACAUAAAAAAUAAAUAGAAACAUAAUAUAAGCAAAAAGCUAAGAAAAACCAAUUAAGCGAAUGGUGCGACAGAAGAGGAUGCUGAAUAAUGUCGAACCGUCGAAAUACUUUGCUGAAAUCACUUUGGACUUUAUUCCAUAAAUGAGUAUGGGAAGAUUAUGAACUAAAUCGGCGCAUAUGUUGUAAUUGCCAUUCGAAUAUAUAAGUAUAUGUAUGUAUACAAAAUAUACAUACGUGUGUAUGAUUACAUGUUAUGUACAUUUCCAUGAAUUUAACCCCAGAAAAUUAAUCACAUUUGCAAACCAAUUGACUGCAGAGACGUUGAAAUUAUUGCUGGUUUUCAAGCUGAUCCGAUCCGAAAUCUGAUUUUAUCUAAUCUGAUCGCCUACAACCCAAGAAAAUUCAAAAUUUUAAAACUGACUUAAGUCAGUUUGGUUUCGAAAUUGACAAAAAACAAAUCUUCUUUAACAGCUGUUACAUUUUGUUUCUUUCCUAUACAAAAAUACAUACCACACUACAAUUGAGAGUUUAAAAUCUUUCGAGACAGUUACUGAUCUCACUGAUUGAUGCUUCUGAAAUACAUGUACUCUUCUCUCGGUGUUUUAUGUAUGAUAUAUCAUCAUCAACAACAACAACAACAAGAACAACAGCACAAGAAAACCACUACAGCCAGUACAAAAACAAGAACAACAUCAACAUCAACAUCAACUACAUCUACAGCAAAAGUAACUAACAAAAGUAAUGUUAUACAUCAAAUAUGUGUACAUAUAUGUAUGUUCGAGAUGAGCUUCUAUAAAAGCCCACAGCACAGCCAAAAACAACAACAACAACAACAUAAACAUGAUGAACAUGAACAUCAACUUCAACUCAACCUCAAUCUCAACUCAUGACAGUUUGCUACAAGUUUUUCUUAACAUAUUUCUGAACGUUGUGAACUUCAUUUGUACAAUAUAUAUAUAUGGCUUAUCUUUAAAAGCAUAAACACACAUCAAUACCACACAUACACAUGCAGUUACACAUUCAUAUAAGUACAUGAAUUCAUACUAGUCACAUGAAUUUAAAUAGCAAAAAUGGUGUUGUAAACGCUUAUUCUACAUAGACACAUACAUACAUACAUACAUACAUACAUACAUACAUAUGUACAGAUCCAACAACAACAAUACAAACCAACCAACCACCAACAAGAGAUUUACAAUGUAUGUACAAUUCGCAUAGAAAGUUACAAUAUAAUGAAUAUACCAAAAAUGCUUAAGAUGUAUGUUAUGUUAUGAUGAAUUAUGAACAAUUAUACAAAGAAAGAAAUGCCGAGACCCUAUCAGUACGUCUAUCAGUAAAAACAUCACUCUCAGAUUCUUCUUAACCGUUCUUAACUCCAUAUGUUUCUUGUACACAUAUCGGCGCGGCAGCAGUAUUACGACCAUCGUUACCUACGGCCUAAACGCAUCUCUCUGUCAAUCUAAUAAAGCAAUCCCUCGUGCCCCCAUCGGUCCAUACCAAGUUAGGAACGAUCGAACUAAUGAAAGAAUGCCUUAACGUGGCUCACAUGACUAGAUCAUGAGUAGCGAAUAGAUGAAUACAAUGACGAUGAGAUUAAGAUGAUGAUUCUACCAAAGGAAGAGGAAUCCACAAUUCUUAACUGUUACUUUAACCCACAAUUGUACUUGUACUUAUACUACUAGAGCUACGAUACUACUUAGCUUAGCUGCGUUUCCCUUCCGCAUUCCAAUCUAGUUUUACUAAAUCCGAAUCCAGAUACUCGUAUCUUAGCUCUUAUGCUCCUUUCGAACUCGAAACUCUAUGCUCUCUAUAAAGUAAAUACGUAUUGAAAAUGUUUACUUAGAUUCUACAAUAUCCAUUGCGUUAUUCUCUCAGAUACUUAUACGAUGUACGAUGUUGACGGGCAGUUGAAUUGUUUAAUAUAUUGAAUAAACGCUAAU
Drosophila guanche is the source of this 3434-nucleotide messenger RNA. It is a transcript of the gene cpx, whose product is annotated as complexin. Gene Ontology annotation, biological process: synaptic vesicle exocytosis; neurotransmitter transport; regulation of neurotransmitter secretion. The coding region runs from base 417 to 857 and encodes 146 amino acids. The transcript has 8 exons. Lineage: Eukaryota; Metazoa; Arthropoda; Insecta; Diptera; Drosophilidae. The record is from RefSeq and is a predicted model, not a curated record. Gene Ontology annotation, cellular component: SNARE complex; terminal bouton. Gene Ontology annotation, molecular function: syntaxin binding.